Molecule: messenger RNA, 1765 nt
Organism: Alternaria rosae
Lineage: Eukaryota; Fungi; Ascomycota; Dothideomycetes; Pleosporales; Pleosporaceae
Product: eukaryotic translation initiation factor 3
Exons: 5
Coding region: 1-1344 (447 amino acids)
Biological process (GO): translational initiation
Cellular component (GO): eukaryotic translation initiation factor 3 complex; cytoplasm
Molecular function (GO): translation initiation factor activity
Source: RefSeq, a predicted model, not a curated record
AUGAGUCUGCGCGAGCGUGUCCCGCCGCAGUACCAGAAUGGCGACGCUGCCAGGCGCGCCCCGGACGACGACUCGGACGUCGAGGAGGAGGCCAUGGCCAACGACUACCGCGAGCAGGUCCAAUACGACGGCAUGGAGGACCUCGACCGCAUGCCCUCGAUGAACAGCAACCAGGACAUCCACGCGCAACUGCAGGCCGCGGCCACCCCCCUCGAAUUCCAGGCCACGCUAGAGACCAAGUUUGCGAUGCCAAAUUACUACUGGGCGUGGGAUGUCAUCGACGAGUUCAUCUACCAAUUCAACAGCUUCUGCAGCUACCGCCAACGAAUUGCGCUCCUGCGCGAGAACCCAAACACAUGGGGCUGCUACAGCGUCCUCAACGUUCUGUACUCGCUUAUCCAGCGGUCACAGAUCAGCGAGCAGCUGGCGGCGAUGAAGCGGGGCGAGGACGCGAGUCUGUACGCUGGAGAGUACGGCAACAGGCCGCUAUACAAGAUGCUGGGAUACUUCUCCAUCAUCGGUCUGCUCCGCGUGCACUGCCUGCUCGGAGACUUCAGUCUCGCGCUCAAGACGCUCGACGAUAUCGAGCUCAACAAGAAGGCCAUGUUCGCCCGUGUCAUGGCCGCCCACUUCACCACAUACUACUACGUCGGAUUCUCCUACAUGAUGAUGCGACGAUACUCGGAUGCCAUCCGCAUGUUCAGCCACAUCCUCGUCUACGUCUCGCGGACAAAGAACUUCCAGAAGAACGCGCAGUACGAUUCCAUUACCAAGAAGAACGACCAGAUGUACGCACUUGUCGCCAUCUGUGUAGCCUUCCAGCCCACCAGGCUCGACGACACCAUCCACACUGCCCUGAGGGAGAAGUACGGCGAGCAGUUCAACAGGCUGCAGCGCGGCGGCCCCGAGUCUCUUCCCCUCUUUGAGGAGCUCUUCCGCACCGCCUGCCCCAAGUUCAUCAGCCCCACACCUCCCGACUUUGACAACCCAGAGGUCAACAUUGACCCCGUUGAGCACCACCUCCGCAUCUUCAUGGACGAGGUCAAGAACAACAUGAUGUCUCCUACCGUCAAGAGCUACCUCAAGCUCUACACUACCAUGGACCUGAAGAAGCUCGCUGGAUUUUUGGAGGUUGAGCCAGAGAAGCUGAGGUGCUGGUUGCUCGUCAACAAGCAGAGGAGCAGGCAAAUAAGGUGGGCCGAGGGUGGUCUGUUGGAUGGUGAUAUCAUUCAGGCCAGCGACCUCGACUACGCUAUGGAGGGUGACCUUAUCCACGUUUCGGAGGCAAAGGUCGGCAGGAGGCUCGUAGACUGGUACCUCCGCAACUUGGCCAGGACUUACUAGACGGAUCACGAGUGUUUUCUGAGAGCGACUAUUCACAUUCGGGGCCCGCACAAUAGAGCAUUGCGCUUGGAGUUGGAGGAUUUCACGGGUGUAUCCAAAAGCGUGUUUGCAAAAUCUAAAGAUACGCUUAGGCAUAGGGAAGGCGAAUAUAGGGUCCAGGUCAGGGUAUUCCACGACUGGAUACCGCCCGCCGUGCGCGACGAAUGGGCCGGGGGAAGGACAGGAUGAGCGAACGAACAAUGAGUUGAAGAAUACCAACAAACUUUGCAGACUUUCAAAUCACGUAUCAAUAAGUGGACGCUAAGUGGAUGUGUGAAUGCUUGGAACUUCACCUGGACAUCGUCACAUCAUGUGGGGAAACAAGGGUUCAGCCUUCGUAGCAGACUGGUAGUAACUAGCGCAUUGAGUGGACACGGCUGUU